This is a messenger RNA of Capsicum annuum, 1742 nucleotides long. RefSeq names its product thaumatin-like protein 1. The record is from RefSeq and is a predicted model, not a curated record. Gene Ontology annotation, biological process: defense response. Lineage: Eukaryota; Viridiplantae; Streptophyta; Magnoliopsida; Solanales; Solanaceae. The transcript has 3 exons. The coding region runs from base 409 to 1545 and encodes 378 amino acids. Gene Ontology annotation, cellular component: extracellular region.
UCACCUCAUCACAUAUUGUAUAUUAUUUGUAUUAACCAUCGUGCGCAGAAAGAUUCUUCACAAAAUUUAUUUGUACUCCCUCAAUGCUAGAUGAAUGAAAUUAUCAUCUUCCAACUGACAUUGCCAUUGCCAUUUCUUUUUCUUUUCCACUUUACAAAAUUCAUUUUUGUUGUUUUGUGACCACUAAAAAGCCCUACGUAGCUAUAACCCUAUUCCCAUUUCUCAUUUCUUUAAUCUGCUAUUCCUUUAUCACUCUCAGCUGCAACAGAAGCAGCAAGAAAAAGCCCUACAUCAACCCCACUCCAUUGUCCUCUUCCUCCCUAUCUAUCACUCUGUUUAUUUCCCUCUUUAAUAACAUUACAACUAGUAUUAUUCAACUGCUUAAAAGGGAUUUGCAAAAAUACUCACAUGGAUCUUUCAUCUUCUUCUCCUUUACACUUCAUUUUCAGCUUCUUUUUUGCUUUCCUCAUCUUAUCUAAAGGUGUAUUAGGAGCCACAUUUACAUUUGUGAACAAAUGUGAGUCCACAGUAUGGCCAGGGAUUCUAGCUAAUGCAGGUAGUCCAACACUACAAAGCACUGGAUUCGAACUUCCGCAAGACUCUUCACGUACAUUCACUGCACCCACUGGUUGGUCCGGUAGAUUCUGGGGUCGAACAAGUUGCUCCUUUGAAGGAUCCGGGUCGGGUUCUUGUGGAACCGGAGAUUGCGGCUCCGGUGAAGUAGAAUGCAACGGCGCCGGAGCUUCUCCGCCGGCGACACUAGCGGAGUUCACGUUGGGUACCGGAGGGCAAGAUUUCUACGACGUGAGUUUAGUGGACGGGUACAAUUUACCCAUGGUGGUUGAAGCUUCCGGCGGGUCGGGUAUGUGUGCGACGACGGGUUGUGUAACGGAUCUGAACCAAAUCUGUCCGUCGGAGCUGAAGAGUGGCGGUGGUGACGCGUGUAGGAGCGCGUGUGAAGCGUUUAACAAACCGGAGUAUUGUUGCAGCGGCGCGUAUAAUUCACCGGCUGCUUGUAAACCGUCGAUGUAUUCACAGAUGUUCAAAUCUGCUUGUCCAAGAUCAUAUAGUUAUGCUUAUGAUGAUCCAACUAGCACUUUCACUUGCAGUGGUGCAGAUUAUACAAUCACAUUUUGCCCCUCUACCCCAAGUCAAAAAUCUACUAAAGAUACCACACCUACUACAACAACACCACCCAAUGGUGAUGGGUCAUAUGGUGGUAGUACAGGAGUUGUGGACCCAGCAAUAGGAGGAACCGGGUCAAGUUCGGGUCAAAUGGGAGCUGGGUCGGGCGCCGGGUUUGAGUACGGGGCAGGAACAGGUUACGGGUCAGGGUCACAAUAUGGAUCGGGAUAUGGAACAGGGUCAGAAUACGGGUCAGGAACCGAAACACAACCCGGAUCCGGGUCACAAGCUAUGUUAGCAGAUGGGUCAUAUUUAGCUGGAUUGGCUAUGGGAGAAUCAACGAGGGCAUUUUCAGCAACAGCUUUGAAUUUAUUAGGCAGUGCUUUGGCUGUAACUUUGAUUUCAUUUGUUUUCUUGUAGCUAUAAUGGGAGUGGUGUAUUUUUGCCUUUUGUCUAGUAAAGCUGAUAGAUUCCUCCAGAUUGUAAGCCCCCACUUUCUAUAAAUUAAUGUUCUUUAGCUAAGAAUUUUCCUUUUUUCUCUUGUUGUUGUUGUACUUGGCCAUAUUUUUCCUUUUCUAAUGUGUAAAUUAUAAUGCAAUAUUCUUUAUCCCUGGCCA